Piliocolobus tephrosceles (Ugandan red Colobus) is the source of this 2350-nucleotide messenger RNA. RefSeq names its product protein kinase AMP-activated catalytic subunit alpha 2 (gene PRKAA2). Gene Ontology annotation, cellular component: cytoplasm. The transcript has 9 exons. Bases 66 to 1724 code for a protein of 552 amino acids. Gene Ontology annotation, biological process: protein phosphorylation; intracellular signal transduction. Gene Ontology annotation, molecular function: AMP-activated protein kinase activity; ATP binding. The record is from RefSeq and is a predicted model, not a curated record. Lineage: Eukaryota; Metazoa; Chordata; Mammalia; Primates; Cercopithecidae.
GUAGGCGGCGGCAGCGGCGGCGGCGCGGAGCGGCAGGCGGCGGAGCGAGGCCGCGCGCGCCGAAGAUGGCUGAGAAGCAGAAGCACGACGGGCGGGUGAAGAUCGGACACUACGUGCUGGGCGACACGCUGGGCGUCGGCACCUUCGGCAAAGUGAAGAUUGGAGAACAUCAAUUAACAGGCCAUAAAGUGGCAGUUAAAAUCUUAAAUAGACAGAAGAUUCGCAGUUUAGAUGUUGUUGGAAAAAUAAAACGAGAAAUUCAAAAUCUAAAACUCUUUCGUCAUCCUCAUAUUAUCAAACUAUACCAGGUGAUCAGCACUCCAACAGAUUUUUUUAUGGUCAUGGAAUAUGUGUCUGGAGGUGAAUUAUUUGACUACAUCUGUAAGCAUGGACGGGUUGAAGAGAUGGAAGCCAGGCGGCUCUUUCAACAGAUUCUGUCUGCUGUGGAUUACUGUCAUAGGCAUAUGGUUGUUCAUCGAGACCUGAAACCAGAGAAUGUCCUGUUGGAUGCACACAUGAAUGCCAAGAUAGCUGAUUUUGGAUUGUCUAAUAUGAUGUCAGAUGGUGAAUUUCUGAGAACUAGUUGUGGAUCUCCAAAUUAUGCAGCACCUGAAGUCAUCUCAGGCAGAUUGUACGCGGGUCCUGAAGUUGACAUAUGGAGCUGUGGUGUUAUCUUGUAUGCUCUUCUUUGUGGCACUCUCCCAUUUGAUGAUGAGCAUGUACCUACAUUAUUUAAGAAGAUCCGAGGCGGUGUCUUUUAUAUCCCAGAAUAUCUCAAUCGUUCUGUCGCCACUCUCCUGAUGCAUAUGCUGCAGGUUGAUCCACUAAAACGAGCAACUAUCAAAGAUAUAAGAGAGCAUGAAUGGUUUAAACAAGAUUUGCCCAGUUACUUAUUUCCUGAAGACCCUUCCUAUGAUGCUAACGUCAUUGAUGAUGAGGCUGUGAAAGAAGUGUGUGAAAAAUUUGAAUGUACAGAAUCAGAAGUAAUGAACAGUUUAUAUAGUGGUGACCCUCAAGACCAGCUUGCAGUGGCUUAUCAUCUUAUCAUUGACAAUCGGAGAAUAAUGAACCAAGCCAGUGAGUUCUACCUCGCCUCUAGUCCUCCGUCUGGUUCUUUUAUGGAUGAUAGUGCCAUGCAUAUUCCCCCAGGCCUGAAACCUCAUCCAGAAAGGAUGCCACCUCUUAUAGCAGACAGCCCCAAAGCAAGAUGUCCAUUGGAUGCACUGAAUACGACUAAGCCCAAAUCUUUAGCCGUGAAAAAAGCCAAGUGGCAUCUUGGAAUCCGAAGUCAGAGCAAACCGUAUGACAUUAUGGCUGAAGUUUACCGAGCUAUGAAGCAGCUGGAUUUUGAAUGGAAGGUAGUGAAUGCAUACCAUCUUCGUGUAAGAAGAAAAAAUCCAGUGACUGGCAAUUACGUGAAAAUGAGCUUACAACUUUACCUGGUUGAUAACAGGAGCUAUCUUUUGGACUUUAAAAGCAUUGAUGAUGAAGUAGUGGAGCAGAGGUCUGGUUCCUCAACACCUCAGCGUUCCUGUUCUGCUGCUGGCUUACACAGACCAAGAUCAAGUUUUGAUUCCACAACUGCAGAGAGUCAUUCACUUUCAGGCUCUCUCACUGGCUCUUUGACCGGAAGCACAUUGUCUUCAGUUUCACCUCGCCUGGGCAGUCACACCAUGGAUUUUUUUGAAAUGUGUGCCAGUCUGAUUACUACUUUAGCCCGUUGAUCUGUCUCUAGUUUCUUUGUUAUUGCACUAUGAAAAUCAGAUAUAUUCUUUAAAUUUUUAUCUUACUUUUGGAUAAUAUCCACUGCAAUACUAAUUGAGAGACAUGAAUUAUGUCCAGGGGACAUUGAAAUUACUGAAAACAAAAUCUCUGACAUCUUAUUUACUUGUAGAAAUCUGUAAUUCUAUUGUGCCUAUGAUAAAUUCACAUAGGCAGUAUCUUUAAUAGGUUAAUAUCGAUGAAGAUGUUUAAUUACAAUAAUGAGUUCACUACAAAUGAUUAACACACCACACUGGUGAACCAUCUCAAUGUAAGGGUGGUUUGGCAACACUCCUUGCUUUACUGUUUGGUGUAGGUAAAUCCAGUUUACUUCCUAAAUUUCAGUAGGCUUUAUGCUGUGUUUAUGCCCCCAAUUUAUUUUAACAAAAGAAGAUUAAAAAGUAAAAGAACCACGAGUAAGAUAUUUAAAUGUUGAAAUCUUAAAAACCUGCCCCCAGGGUUUCAGAAGCCAAGUUCUUUUAACAGUAUUUUUACAAAUACUGCCUAGUAUAUUCAACAGGAGGACUGUGGUCAUGUCACAGGUAGCCACAAUUUUCAGGUUUCUUAAAAGCAGCUGUAACUGACUCAG